GGGGCGCCAAUGACGCUAACUUUACUCAUCGGGACCCGAAAGCUUGCCCUAUACAAGCCGUAGGGGCGUGGCUGUGGCGUUUAUCAAUAGGGAAAGAUUAUCAAGGAACGCCAAACCAUUGAGUAAUGCACCCCUACCGCAACCACCCGUUUUUGCACACUGUACUACAGUAAUUUCUCGAAUAUUGUCCACAGACCUGUGGACAAUAUUUGAGAAAUAACUGUAGUGCAGUGUGCAAAUAACGGCGGCAGCGAUAGGGGUGUAUAAGCUUGGAACUGGAAAAGCGGACGAAAUUUGUCGACUACGAGCCUACGUGCGAUCAGGAAUACGACGACGUCUCACUCUCGUGUCGAAUUUCGACGACAUCAGUGAUGCAUGCAUCCUGCAUGAAUACAGUGUAUAGCGCGGAGUAUCGGGUGGAUUGGAAUUAAAGAGCGGUGAGAUAAUUCUGACUAUACAACGCUGAUUCUCUCUCAGCCGCACUUGACUUGGUUGAUAUGCAUGAACGCCAAUGUGUAUCAUUUGAAUAAUCACCGCAUUCCAGAGAGAAUGAAUAGAUAGAAACAGAUCGAAGCUACCUUGUCACAUGUAUUUCUAGCUGCAGUUGAACUAUAUAGUUUCUGUGUACAUCCACGUUUCUUCUAUACACAAGGCGCCAUUUUCUAGCAUACCAGAUAUUGUCAUAUACAUUUUGCUUGGAAUAUCGCUUUCAUUUCGCAAGGCAACACUUCAUCGCGUACAUUCAAAGAGAUAUUGAUUUUGUCGAAUAAAUGGACACAUUUUUGUUUGAUUACUGCCAACAUCACGGGCAUCUCUAAUACUUUAUAUUUGCUAUUUAAUGACGCUAUAAAGGAACGAUAAAAGAGGGAUAAACUGCACAAGGAUACAAUACUUUUGUCUUGAACAUCGUCAAGGAUAAAGAUAACCGAAGAUGCAGGACAUUGAUCUGCAUAGCUUGGAGUGCUCUAUUUGCCUCAAGACUAUCAAUGAACCCAAACUCCUGACCUGCUCUCACACCUUUUGCAAGUCAUGUCUAGAGAAAUUGUCUGAUGCACAGGUGAACCGAUCUAUUCUACCAUGUCCCAUCUGCAAGAAGACAACAGCCGUCCCCAAGGGAGAAAUCGGUAAUCUACAGACCUACCAGGCUCUUCAGUCGGUGGUUGAUGACCUGAAGAAUCAACGCCACCCUUGUACAUCAUGUGAGAAGGCACCUUUAGCUAAAGUACAUUGCCAGGAAUGUGGCAAGUACAUGUGCGACGACUGUCAGAAGAUCCAUAAGCAGUGGGGUACCUUUUCCCAGCAUCAGGUGGUGGAUAUUACCGAUUUUUGCUCGGGCAAGUUACAGCUCAAGAAGAGAGCCACGUGUAAGAAACACCCAACUGCUGAUGCAUCCUGCUUCUGUAUUGAUUGCCGUAUGUACAUCUGCUUUUGUGAGUUGCUCGAGCAUUCCAGGCAGACCCAUGAGAUCUUGAAAGUCGAGGAGCACGAGGGGGAUGUGAGAGAAAACAUCGAGGGUUUGAGAGCCAGAGCUUCGAUGAGGAAGAACACCAUAAACAAAUACGCUGCCUAUGUGGAGGAGCAACAGCAACGUUUAGACAGCCUCUUGGGCCAGAUGAAUGAGCAGAUCGACGAGGCAUACGAGCUUUCAGUGAAACGACUGACAGAGAGGAAGGCAAUACUGAAGAACGAUGUGAAACACCGAAUCAAUCAGCUGGAGGUGUCUUUGAAGGACAUGCUGGAAUCAAGUCACCAACAAAAUAUCCAUGUAGAUGCUGCCACCGAGCUGGUUAGCCAUGGCCUCAAUAAUCCUCUGGAAAAGGAAUCUCUGACAGCUCAUGACACACUCUGCGAGGAACUCUCAAGGAUCCUUGAUAGGGAUAACCCUGACUACAAACAACCAACAAUAGCUGCCAAGCUAGGAGAGAAAAUCCAAUUCAAGAGAAAUGAGGGUAACAAUGAACUUGAUCUUGGUCGAGUGCAGGUAGCCGAUUGGGCAGCAAAGCAAGUUGAAUUUCCAGUGAAAAACAGCAUUGUUGCAAUGUCUACCCUGCCUGAUGGUACUAUGGCUUUGGCUAGUAAUCAAGGAGGUGUCGACAUAUUUGAUGUUGAAGGGCGUGUCGUUAGAUCUGUUCUAAAGAAUACGAAGCUGCGAGUAAUGGCAACCCUCAAGAAUGGUUCUUUAGUUGCACGUGACAAGGCAAACACCAUCACUAUUUACAACAAGUCAGGUGAGCUAGUUAAACACCACCGCUUCGAAACCUCGCGGUACGACGUGGCUGGAGCAGGCGAUCUAGCAGUAGACAACUACGAUGAUAUCUACGUUGGUUACAGGAAUGCCAAGUGCAUUCAAAUUUUCAACAGCGAAGGUGGCGGGUGUCACCAUGAAAUUCCAUGUGAUGGCUAUGAGCCCAGUCAGGUGUUCCCUCUCAAGACCAAAAAGCAGUUGCUGGUGCAGAGCCACUCCAACUCUGUAAGGCUGAUCGAUUUCCACGGCAACAAGAUGCACGAAGUCACUCUCUUCGAUAACAUCUACGGUUACCCUGCCGUGUCAGAUAAUGACGACAUCGUCAUCGCCUGGGUGAAGCAUGAUGAAGGCUUAGUAAGCAUCGACUUGUACAACAGCGAAUUGAAGCAUGACCAGACGCUCAUUGCCGAUUACAAGAUAGAGAAGCCAGAAAAGCGCCACUGGUACUCCCUGGAGCUCUUCAAAGGAGAAAACAACAAAAAGGACUAUCCGCCAAAGUGCAUUGCCUUCUGUACUCCAGACCGGAUGUACAUCUUCAAAGAGGCCAUGACGGCUGCAAAUGUGUAGAUCAGCCAAGUAUUAUUUCAAGUAAACCACCUUAUCUAACCCAAAUUAGAGUACCUUAAUUAACCCAAACUAGAGUACCUUACUUAACCCAAAUUAGAGUACCUUAAUAGGAAAAUACUUAUGUAAAAAUGAGGUAGCUAGGGCAGUCACCGCAUUCUUCUUGAAAAGAGAACCGUGAGAUGCGAGAUAGAAUAGUUACGAGAAUAGACACACCCCUCCGUUACCCUUUCCUGACGUGAUUACAGACCUAUCAUGUCCGACUCGAUUCUUUAUUACCCAUCUCAUCAGAGUAAACCAAUACCUCAUCUCUCUAUCGUACCUUUCAAAAUUUGUUUAAUCGAAAUUAUUGUAAUUUUAAUAGUGUGUAUUCAUGCAAAAAAAUCAAAUGAUUUUGAUUGCACUUCAAGUAAGAAAAUGAACACAAAAAUUAACGAUUGAAAGAAAAGAUACAUUUGUCAUUCAGAGAAAUCCCAUUAAUACCUGCUAUGUAUUUGCUUGUAUAUUGUCCUCGUAUCGUUAUUGGAAUGUUAAUGUAGAAUAAGUUGACUCAGUACUGUUUGUUUCGUUUGUGUAAAAAGUAUUUCAUUAUAUUAAAGUGCCUUAAUAGGCAUUUUAAUGAAUUAAGUUCGAGGUAAAUAUAGUACUGCCUAUAUACAUGUAUAUAUUGUUCAUGGAUGUUGAGUAUUUUGCUAAGUAUAGUUGCUUGAUGAAAAGAAAAAAAAGGUUAGUUUUGUUAUAAAGAAAUUAUUUUAUGAAUGUUUGCAGUUAAUUGUGACAUUCUGUACAUUUUACUGGUUCGUAUUCUGUGAAUGUUUAUUUUAGGUCUUUAUAUAUAAUUUCUGUUGGAGUCAUUCCUCACGCUACUUAUUUGUUUAACAAAGAUAACUACCGAAUCACAUUGUGUCCUUUGACUUUAUUAGCCAAGUAAUAUUCUAUGCUCUUUUAUGUAUUUGUAUGAAAGCAAAGGUCUAUUUGGAAUAUAGUUCAAUUUUUUAAAUAGACCUUAGAAAUGAUUUAUAUUUAGAGUUUCAUGUAUAAAGUGUGUAUAUUUUUUGGUUAAGUAGGUCUUCUCUCUAUAUAUUUUUUUGUUUGAGUAAUAGUUAUGUCAUACAUCUGUACAUUUUCAGAAUAUGUUUAGUAGAUAAAAUAAUCAAGUUUAUCAUUUUAGUUACAUGUAGGCCUAUAUGUAUAUAUGUUUGAAGCCGGGAUGAUAGUGUUAGGCUUUGGCAUCUGUUGCGUAAGGGACGCCAUUUAUGACUGAUUUAGAAUUUUGGAAUCAGCCUGCGUUAGUGUGUUAAAUUAAAAAAUUAUGGAAAUCUUAAACUGUGAAUACAGUUAUGACAUUAUGAUGUAACCACAUUAUAAAUGGUUCUCGUUCUUGUAAAUAUCGCAUAUAGAGUUGUAACCGAAUAGACGCUCAAAUAGCUGCAGCGUCAAUAUAUCAAAUGGUAUAUGAUUCAAAAUGAAAGUGCUGCAGGUUUCUUUCGAGUGAGUUAAAACGGUAUCCACUAUUAUCUAAACAUAUCUUUGGGGAUAUAAUCAUGUCAUAACACCUUUCUGUUUAUUCUCUCAUGGACAAAGAUCUCAGGAACCACAGAUGAAUGUGAGAAUUGUGUAACGAACUUCGCCCAUUUCAUGUUUUUGGUGACAGGAAUUAAUAUCGCUUCCCUGAAUUUACUGCUAUAUAAGCUCGCAUUAGUUCUUGUUAUCCAGUAUACCAUUGUGCUCUUAAUUUGAAUGCAUUUUAAAGGUUGACUUCCUAUUUGUCUUGCAUGUGGGAAUUAUUUUUGACAUUAAUGAGUUGACCAUGGAAUACGAGUACAGACAUAUAAUGAUAGACUUUUUACAUGAUUUUAGAUAACAACCAAGAUGAAUACAUCAUUCAGUUUGUGUUAUCCAUGUACUUGGUAGAGUGUGUUUCAUUUGACAAGAAAUAUUCUUUGGUAUUCACUUCUACUGUUCGCACCUCUGUACAUCUCCUCAUAAUAGUGGAAUUGGGACAUAUAAGUCAGUAUACUAUAUGCAUCGACGUGUACAUGACUAAAUAGACUUACAACAGUACGAAGUUCAGUCUUGACAACUAAUCGAUAAAGCAAUUUUUUAUGCUGAGAAAUGUAAAGGUAACGCUAAGCUUGAAUGGUGCAAACCUUUCUUUAUUCACCCUUUUUACGAAUCAAUCAUAGUUGGUCAAAGAAUAGAACCACAGAAAUACGCUCAUUAUUCAUCGAGCAGCCCUGGUGAAUGAAAGAAAAAAAAGUCAGUUGAAAUUUUAGUUUUCAAAUCAAACACGACAUGUUUUGAUGAUAUUAGGUAUAGGCCCAUAUUCCCGCUAGGAAAAUGGCUAGAAGCGGAGGAUUCAGCAAUAUAUCUAAAUCGGGUGUUAUUAUCACAUUUAUUAAACUUGCAGGCUUGACGCAAAAGCAUCGCAUGAUCUGUCAUGAUUGAUUACUUUAAAACAAACAUCCUCUGUUUGGUUUAAUUAGUGGUAUGUGUAAAAUUUACUGUAAAUUAUUUCUGAUAUCUGAGUUCUUUCAUUAUCUGUUGAAAUGGCGCUUUUUGUACAUUCCGUAUAAAUGUUUUUUUUUAUCAAAUGCUUAUUGUCAGCUUCUCUUUAUAUUCAAAGUAGGUUAAAAGCGUAUAAAGAUUAAAACUAUGUUGUCUCUUUUGGUUAAUAAAAUUGGUGAAAAGUUCUUUCUGAAA
Messenger RNA from Lytechinus pictus (painted urchin), 5512 nucleotides. RefSeq lists its product as uncharacterized. Bases 932 to 2812 code for a protein of 626 amino acids. Lineage: Eukaryota; Metazoa; Echinodermata; Echinoidea; Temnopleuroida; Toxopneustidae. The transcript is spliced from 2 exons. The record is from RefSeq and is a predicted model, not a curated record. Gene Ontology annotation, biological process: protein monoubiquitination. Gene Ontology annotation, molecular function: zinc ion binding; ubiquitin protein ligase activity.